Drosophila busckii is the source of this 3681-nucleotide messenger RNA. It is a transcript of the gene mahe, whose product is annotated as ATP-dependent RNA helicase dbp2. Gene Ontology annotation, cellular component: cytoplasm; ribonucleoprotein complex; nucleus. Gene Ontology annotation, molecular function: RNA binding; RNA helicase activity; ATP binding. The record is from RefSeq and is a predicted model, not a curated record. The coding region runs from base 368 to 3256 and encodes 962 amino acids. NCBI's taxonomy places the organism in Eukaryota, Metazoa, Arthropoda, Insecta, Diptera, Drosophilidae. The transcript has 3 exons.
UACGCAAGAAAAGUUAUAGCAAUUAGGUUUUUCAUAACAUAGUGUAAAACAAAGUACACUUUUAGUUAGCUUUAAACAUAGUUUUCAGUGUUAAAAAAAGCAAUAAUUUCGAGCUCUAGUUUUUCUUACACUAGGCGUGACGACGAGAAAAAAAUCGUAAAAAAAAAUAUAUGUAUAAAUUUCUUGCGAAAAACGAGUUAAAAAGUAACGCGAGCGAGAGCACUGUUUAUUUUUGCAAAGUUGCUCAAAAUUAUACAAAGUUAACAAAAGUAACUUGAAUAAUAGUAAAAAGGGCGCUUAAAGAGCUAAACAAUUUUGACGACGACCACAACAAGAAGAACGUAACUCCACAACAGUGAUAAGCAUAAUGUACGCAGGCGCCUAUGCACCGAAUGCUGGCGGUGUGCAACAGCAGCAUACCGGCAGCGGUUAUUAUGGAAACGGCGGCGGUGCCGCGGCUGCCGUUGCAGCGGGUGGUGCCGGCAAUGGACCACGUCAUGAGCGCCCCUAUUAUCCGCGUAAUAACUUUGCCGGCGCCGCGGGCAAUGGCGCUGCUCUGAAUGGCGGUGGCGCUGCAGCAGCAGCGGCCACUGCUGCCGCUGCAGGUGGCAUGCACUUUGGACAGCCGUAUGGCGUGAUGACUUAUGGCAUACAGAAUGGCAUUAAUAUGGGCGCUGCUGGUGGCAAUCCGUAUCGUGGUGGCGGCGUUGGUGGCGCUGCUGCUGCUGGAAAUGCUGUGCAAAACGGCGCCUUUGCGGGAGCCAAUGGCAUGGCCUUUGGUGGACCACGCGUCAAGCACACAACCUACAUGCCACGCUAUCAGAAGCCGCACAAUGGCCUGGGCAAUGGCUAUCAGGGCAAUGGCAAUGGCAGCUAUAAUGCCGCCGCCUUGGGCAUGCUCUCCAAGGAGGAGCGCGCCGAGUUGCAGCGCGAAAAGGCAAAGAAUCCGGGACGUAACCUGGUGAAGCCACAGUGGGAGAAUUUGCAGCCAUUCCUCAAGGAUUUCUACAUCAUGCAUCCCAAUACAUUGAAUCGUAGCGAACAAGCUGUCGCCGAAAUGCGUCACGAGCUGGAAAUCACACUCUCGGGCCAAGAGCUGCCACAUCCUGUGGCCAAUUUUGAGGAAUCAUCGCUGCCAGCGCACAUAAUCGAUGAAAUGAAGCGUCAGGGAUUCACCAAACCCACUGCUAUACAAUCGCAAGGCUGGCCCAUCGCGCUCAGCGGACGUGAUCUGGUGGGCAUUGCCCAGACCGGCUCUGGCAAAACACUCGCCUACAUGCUGCCCGCCAUUGUGCACAUUGCCAAUCAGCCGCCCAUAAUGCGCGGCGAGGGACCCAUUGCCUUGGUGCUUGCACCCACGCGCGAGCUGGCCCAACAGAUUCAGUCCGUAGUGCGGGACUAUGGACAUUUAUGCAAACCCGAGAUACGCCACACCUGCAUCUUUGGUGGCUCAUCGAAAGUGCCUCAGGCGCGUGAUUUGGAGCGCGGCGUCGAAGUUAUCAUUGCCACACCUGGUCGCCUUAUUGAUUUUCUCGAAAAUCGCAACACCAACCUGCAGCGUUGCACAUAUCUGGUGCUGGACGAGGCCGAUCGCAUGCUCGACAUGGGCUUUGAGCCACAGAUACGCAAGAUUAUUGAGCAAAUCCGUCCGGAUCGCCAGGUGGUCAUGUGGUCGGCCACAUGGCCGAAGGAGGUGCAAGCCUUGGCCGGCGAUUUUCUCAAUGAUUACAUACAGAUCAACAUCGGGUCGAUGAAUCUAUCUGCCAAUCAUAAUAUACGGCAAAUUGUCGAGAUUUGCAAUGAGAACGAGAAGCCGCAGCGCAUGGUGAGAUUGCUCAAGGAGAUAACGCCGGGCACCAACAAUGCCGCCAGUCAGGCCAACAAGAUUAUCAUAUUCGUGGAGACCAAAAUCAAGGUGGAAGAUAUUUUGCAAAUUAUACGCAGUGAAGGCUACACGGCCACCUCGAUACACGGGGAUAAAUCGCAGAGUGAACGUGACUCGGUGCUGAAAGAUUUUCGCAAUGGCAAAUCGAAUAUAUUGAUUGCCACCGAUGUGGCGUCGCGUGGUUUGGAUGUCGAGGAUUUGCAGUAUGUGAUCAACUAUGAUUAUCCCAAUUCAUCGGAGAAUUAUGUGCAUCGCAUUGGACGCACUGGUCGCUGCCAGCAGCUGGGCACCGCCUACACCUUCUUUACGCCCGACAAUGCCAAGCAGGCGCGUGAGUUGAUCUCCGUGCUGGAGGAGGCGGGACAGACGCCCUCGCAGGGACUGCUCGACCUGGCACGCGCCAUGCCCAACUCGAGCAACUAUCGCGGCAACAGCAACAAGCGCUGGAACAACAAUGGCAACAACAUGGGCGGCAACAACAACGGCGGCGGCAACAUGGGCAACAUGUACGGCCAGCAGCGCAACAGCAAUCCGCUCAACUAUCAGGCGGGCGGCAAUAGCAAUGGCUACAACAAUCGCGGUGGUGGCGGCGGCGGCAACUAUCAACAAUAUGCCGCUGGCGGCGGUGGCAAUGGCUAUCAGCCCAAUGGCGUCGGCAAUUGGCAGCGCAAUGGCGCGCAACCAGGUGGCGGCGAUAUGGCGCGCAAUGGCGGCGGCGGCGGCAAUGUUGCCUAUCGACCACGUGCUCCAUUCAAUAAUGGCGGUCCGCGUGCCAUAAUGGGCCACAAUGGCGCUGGCGGUGCAGCAGCGGGCGCUGGCGGCGCUGCUGGUCAACAGGGCGGUGCCUAUAUGCAGCCGAGCUAUCGUGGACGCGGACAAUUUGCACCGCCAAAUGGUGCAGCUGCUGGCGGUGGCAUGCCACGUUUUCAGCAAUAUCCAAAGCGCGAUUAUCAGCAGCAGCAGCAGCAACAACAGCAGCAGCAGCAAUAUGUACAACAGCAACAGUCGCCGAACAAGCAGCAGUCAAAGGAUCAGGAUAAAAACUUUAAGGAAUACGCGCCCGCUGGCACGCCCAUUAUGCAUUAUACGCCAGCGAAUUCGCCACCAAUUACGGCCGUAGCAGCAGCAGCAACUGCCAUAGCUGGCGGCGCAGGACGCGCAACGGUGGCGGCAGCGCCAGCCGGCACCACCUUUAUGUACGAUGCUGCUGGUGUGCUGACUACCGCUGCAGCGCCCGGCACCAAUCCCUAUGCCAGUCAGUUCAAUAUGCCGGCCACCUACUAUACGGCGCAUCAGUUUGCGCCCGCUGCUGUUGCAGCAGCACCGGCUGGACCAGCUGCGGCCAUUGAGCAGGCGGCGGGACAGCACUAAUAGCAACUCACAUACAAAGGAUAAACAAUUUGAUGAAAACAAAAAAACAACAACAAUAAUCACAAUUUAUAAAAACAAAUAGACACACACACACACAGACAACCCACGACGCACACGAACACACACACACACACACGCACGAACAAGUUAGACAUAUGCCCAAGCAUAUGCACUGAAGGAGGAGCAGGAGCAGCAGCAGUAGUAAGAAAGAAUGGAGCCUUUGCUUUGGCCUGGCCUGGCAUGCAAGCUUUCAAUAAUGGAAAAAACUGAACAAUGUGCAUUUUAUUUUUGUAAACUUGCCUGUUGUGCUGCCAAAGCGAAACGGCGACGAACGGUCCAAAGAGGCAAGCUUAACAACAACUAAAACAACAACAGCAACAACAACCAACAACAACAUCGACGUGGACAACAACAAAUGGCAACAA